AUGGACCUAUUUGCGCGCAUGCGGACGCUUAUCCUCCGUGAGAAAAGGAAGAAGCAGGUUGAAAGACCGCUUGAGGGCGCGGCUCUUCUGCAAAGAUUAAGUUCGACUCUGCAGUGCACUCCAGAAGUUCUGGUGUUGACUCAGACCUACCAAGCUAUGAUGAGUGCUAGUAUUUCGGUCGGAGCUAGACUGCCACGGCCCGUGACUAAUUAUGAGCUACUUGAACGAAUUAAUAAGUUAGUGGGUGGGCUGGAGGCAGCUAAGGCUUUACUUAAACAGUCUUUAUUAGUCGAAGAUCGAAUAUGUCUUGAGCAAUUAGUUAGUGAGCUAGUCGGAAUUAUUGCUACUCAGGGAUACUUAGUAGUGCAUUUAAUGGCUAAAGAGGCCAACUUAACCUCGGAUCUGGCCCAGCAGUUGCUAGUCCAAUUUACUCGUUUGCGCAGUCAUCUAAAUGUGUCUAGUGAUCUGCCCAUUAGUGCCACCAGCUCAAUUCGAGCCACCGAUUCUAACCAUGCGGGGAUGCCACCUACGCCAAUUCUUACGCAGUACAAGAUCAGGUACUUAAGCCUGCGGCGCAAACUUCUCGGCGAAGAGUCCUACUUGGCCACCCUAUUGGGCUGGGAUGACUGCGCAGCCAUGCUAGAUGGUGAGUGCCAGCGAUACUGGCUAGUCUUCCGGGAGGGCCAGCAGAGCUCGCUUCUUCAGGGUCUUUCUUUUUCUCUCCUGCGCCUUUGGCUUACUCGGCCACUUUUAGCGCCUACGCUUACUAAGUCUUUAGCUACUUGUCAAAUAGACUCUUUCCAUCAGACUCCCGGCGUUCUUCUACUGCGCGAUGCUCUUAAUACAUAUUUAGAGCCGAAUCCAGCCACUAAGCAUUCGUCCAACAACCCAUUCUGA
Nematocida homosporus is the source of this 897-nucleotide messenger RNA. RefSeq lists its product as uncharacterized. NCBI's taxonomy places the organism in Eukaryota, Fungi, Microsporidia. The transcript has a single exon. Bases 1 to 897 code for a protein of 298 amino acids. The record is from RefSeq and is a predicted model, not a curated record.